AUGUUUUCUCUCAAUACCUCAGAAGUUGAAAUCUCCACCUUCCUGUUGAUUGGGAUCCCAGGGCUUGAGCAUGUGCCCAUUUGGAUCUCCAUCCCCGUCUGCUUCAUGUACCUCCUGGCCAUCCUGGGCAACUGCACCAUCCUAUUUGCCAUCAAGACAGAGCCUUCCUUGCAUGAGCCCAUGCACUACUUCCUCUCCAUGCUGGCCCUAUCUGACCUGGGCUUGUCUUUCUUCUCUUCUCUUCCGUCCAUGCUGAAGAUCUUCUUGUUCAAUGCCAUGGAGAUUUCUGCUGAUGCAUGUAUUGCCCAGGAAUUUUUCAUCCAUGGAUUCACAGACAUGGAAUCCUCAGUGCUUCUGAUCAUGUCCUUUGAUCGCUUUCUCGCCAUUCGCACCCCCCUGAGGUAUAGCUCCAUUCUUACCAGCUCCAGAGUUUUACAUAUCGGACUGGCAUUUGCUAUCAAAAGCAUUCUACUAGUUCUUCCUCUUCCUUUCACUUUGAAGAGACUCAGGUACUGUAAUAAACGCCUGCUCUCACACUCCUACUGUCUCCACCAGGAUGUCAUGAAACUGGCCUGCUCUGACAAUAGGGUUAACUUUUACUAUGGUCUGUUUGUCGCACUCUGCAUGAUGUCAGACAGUGUGUUCAUCGCGGUUUCCUAUGUCUUCAUCCUGAAGACUGUAUUGGGUAUUGCAUCCCAUGGGGAGCGACUUAAAGCUCUUAAUACCUGUGUGUCCCACAUCUGUGCUGUGCUCAUCUUCUACGUGCCCAUCAUCACCUUGGUUACCAUGCAUCGCUUUGCUAAGCAGAAAUCCCCUUUGGCUAUGAUUCUGAUAGCUGAUGCGUUCUUGUUGGUACCGCCUUUGAUGAAUCCCAUUGUGUAUUGUAUAAAAACUCGUCAGAUUAGAGUAAAAGUCCUGGAAAAACUGAGUCUUAAGUCUAAAUGA
This is a messenger RNA of Ailuropoda melanoleuca (giant panda), 945 nucleotides long. Its product is annotated as olfactory receptor 51A7. Gene Ontology annotation, cellular component: plasma membrane. NCBI's taxonomy places the organism in Eukaryota, Metazoa, Chordata, Mammalia, Carnivora, Ursidae. Gene Ontology annotation, biological process: G protein-coupled receptor signaling pathway. The record is from RefSeq and is a predicted model, not a curated record. Gene Ontology annotation, molecular function: olfactory receptor activity; G protein-coupled receptor activity.